AUGAAAAAUAUAAUAAGGCGUUUUAAGAACAUGUCAGAUCAAGAAUUGAAAUCUUCUCUUGACUUAAUUUAUCCAUCAAAAACUAUUAAUAAGCAAAUUUUAGAAGAAUUGGAGGAAAGACAUAUCCGUAAUGACUCAAAAAUUUUAAAAUAUCUUUUAGAGCUCAAGAAAAUGAGAUUUGAGGAAUGGUCUGUAGAUCGACUCCUUCUUAUAUUAUUUGACACCGAUCAUCCUUCAAAUCAGAUUAAAACACCUUUGUACGUAAUAGAAAAUAUUAAUGCAAAAAAACCAGUAAAAUUUAAAAAUAUUUUAAAAUGCAUAAAACAAAAAAAACUGUCUGAUGACUUUUUAAAUUUCGUAUAUAUUCUCGAGCAUAUAAUUUUCGCCUUAAAUAUGAGUAAUCAACAAAUGAAACAUAAAGUAAUAUUAGAUUAUACUGAUUUUAUAUUAAACUUUAUUGAUUUAGUUUCUAAAAUUAAAGGUAAAGAAAAAAUAUCUGAAAUUACAAAUUUAACAGAUGGUAAAUUUUACUACAAAGAAACGUGGCUUUUUGCUUUAAGAAAUAAGCUAGUCACGGAUCAAAUAUUAUUUUUAAUUAUGUAUAAUAUUAAAGAUAUGAAAGAACAUAAAGUACAGAUUAUAAGAAAUGAUUUACAAAGAUGGAUAUUUACAUUUACAAAUGACAAUUAUAUAGAUUAUAGAAAUGUUCUAAAUAUAGUUUCUAACUUAGAGGCUAGAUAUUUAAAUAAUGCUGAAUUGGCAGAAAAUAUUAUUUUAGAAAAUUCUGAAUCUAAAAAUAUCCCCAAAAUGUUUACCUUUUCUGUAUUGCCUGCUGAAAAAACUACAGAAGAUAAAUCUUUAGAAUGGUAUAAAGGUAGAAAUGAUAAACGUAAAUUGUAA
Vairimorpha ceranae is the source of this 900-nucleotide messenger RNA. RefSeq lists its product as hypothetical. The transcript has a single exon. Lineage: Eukaryota; Fungi; Microsporidia; Nosematidae. Bases 1 to 900 code for a protein of 299 amino acids. The record is from RefSeq and is a predicted model, not a curated record.